UAGAGGAAAGAUACAUGGCAGAGGCAGAGAAAUCCGUGCGCCCCAAGUCAUCCAAUGUGUGGGAGCAUUUCACACUAAAUAAACAGAAAAAGUGUGUUAACUGCAAAAUAUGCAAAAGCGACAUGGCAUGGCACGGGAGCACCACGGCAAUGAUCCAGCACCUGAAACGCAAACAUGUUGGAGUCUUUGAUGAGGAGGAAGGGAGUUCAACAGCAGGAAAAAAACAGCAAACCAUGAGAGGCUUCUUGAUGGGAAAUGCAUCAUGUACACCACAGCAAGCCGCUAUCUUGACGGAUAGUAUCCUCAACAUGCUCGUUACUGACAUGAGGCCUCUGUCAAUGGUUGAAGAUGAUGGCUUCACUAAAAUGAUCCACACCUUGAACCCUGGUUACACUCUGCCCUCCAGGACUCACUUCACAAAGCUCAUGGAGAGAAAAUAUGAAGAGACAUUCAAAGAAGUGAAAACUGCAAUAAACACCAACAACAGCAAACUUGCUCUCACCACUGAUGUAUGGACAAGUGUAGCAACUGAAGCCUACCUUGGCAUUACAUGCCACUACAUCACAGAUGACUGGGACAUGCAGUCAUUCUGCCUCACCACCAUGCCACUGCAUGACAGACAUACUGCAUCUAACAUUGCAGAGUGGUUGGAGCAGGUAGUGGCCAGAUUUGAAAUUCCUCCUAGCAAAAUCAUUGCCAUAGUCCAUGACAAUGGUGCUAAUAUCGUGGCUGCAGCAAAUAUCCUGGAGGAGAAGCAUGGGUGGUCCUCUGUCCGUUGCACUGGCCAUACUUUGCAACUUGUGAUCAAUACUGCGUUGAAGCAUCCAAGCAUUGAAAAAGCUGUCGGGGCUGCAAGAUGUCUGGUAGAACAUUUUAAGAAAAGCGAGCUAGCCAGCAGUAAACUCAGAGAGAAACAACAACAAAUGGCCACACCAGAGCACAGCCUUGUUCAAGACAUAAGCACAAGGUGGAAUAGCACAUUCUAUAUGAUAAGUCGACUGCUUGAGCAAAGGUGGCCUGUAACAGCAACACUGUCCGACAGCUCUGUCACACAGAGAGGCAAAAGGUACCUGGAUCUGAAACCAGACCAGUGGAGCCUGCUGGAAGAGCUUUCAACAGUGCUCAAACCUUUUGAAUGUGUCACUGUGUUCAUGAGUGGACAGAAAUAUGCAACAAUAUCUGCAAUACCUCCACUUGUGAAGGGGCUGUUGAAGUCCACCCAGAGUGCUGUCUACGAGUCAGCCCCGCUGCGGGCUUUCCAACUCACUGCGGUGCAGCAGUUGCAGGAGAGAUGGAAAAGGGAGACUGCUUUCUCAGAUGGAGCACCAAACACAGUGAUUUUUGCGAUGGCCCUUGACCCAAGGUUUAAGAAACUGAGCAAGUUUCUUUCACCUGAUGAAAUCCUACUUGUUCAAACUAAACUGCAAACCAUGUUACUUGAAGAGAGUAGGAAGAUGGAUUUGCAGCAACAUGGCAGUGACAGUGUUGUUAUUACCUCCACCAAUACUACAGCUAAUGCAUCAACACCUCUAGUAGCCACUCUACUUGAUUCACUCCUUGGUUCUGAUGGUGAAGAAGAGGAUAGAGCAGGCGAAGCUGAGGAUGUCCACAGCCAAGUAAGGAACGAAGUCCUCACAUACUUUGGAGAAAAGAGCCUUGACAAGGAAGAAAACCCAUUAUUGUGGUGGAAGGCUAACAAUGAAAGAUAUCCCAUGUUGGCCAGGCUAGCAAAGUCUUACCUCUGCAUCCCUGCCACCUCAACACCAUCUGAGCGGCUGUUUUCUGCAGCAGGCAACAUAGCCUCAAAGAAAAGAGCAAGCCUGAGCCAGGAGCAUGUGGACAUGCUCACAUUUUUGCAUUGCAAUGCAAAGUGUCUGAACAAAGGGAGUGAGAGAGAGUAAGUGUGUGUGUG
Molecule: messenger RNA, 1912 nt
Organism: Carassius carassius (crucian carp)
Lineage: Eukaryota; Metazoa; Chordata; Actinopteri; Cypriniformes; Cyprinidae
Product: E3 SUMO-protein ligase ZBED1-like
Exons: 2
Coding region: 15-1901 (628 amino acids)
Molecular function (GO): protein dimerization activity; DNA binding
Source: RefSeq, a predicted model, not a curated record